Molecule: messenger RNA, 1669 nt
Organism: Trichoderma asperellum CBS 433.97
Lineage: Eukaryota; Fungi; Ascomycota; Sordariomycetes; Hypocreales; Hypocreaceae
Source: RefSeq, a predicted model, not a curated record
AUGCUGCUCCCAAAAUUCCACAUAGCAGAACAGGAUAGCGCAGCACCAACUGCCACGGUGAAAAAUGGGACAUAUACUGGAUUACAUUCCAUAACAUACAAUCAGGACUACUUUCUAGGUGUUCCUUUCGCUCAACCGCCUGUGGGAGACCUUCGCUUCCGAGUCCCUCAAUCUCUUAAUUCCUCCUGGGUUGGCACUAGACCCGCAAUAACAUACUCUGCUGCCUGCGUCGGUUACGGUAGCGAUGACUCGGUAUAUCCUGAGCUAUCAGAAGACUGCUUAUAUCUUAACAUAGUGAGGCCUUCUAGAUAUGCUGCCCAAAACCUGCCUGUGGCACUUUGGAUCCAUGGGGGUGGACUCACUGAAGGCUCGGGUAUUGAUCAGAGAUACAACCUAUCUUUUAUUGUGAAGAAGUCUGUGGACAUUGGCAAACCUAUUAUAGCGGUGUCUAUCAAUUACCGCUUGAGUAUGUGGGGGUUCAUAACUGGUGACGAGGUGUUGCAGAACGGGGUUGCGAACUUGGGAUUCAGAGAUCAGAGAUUGGCGAUGCAUUGGCUAAAGGAAAAUAUUGUUUCGUUCGGGGGCGACCCAAACAAAAUCACGAUUUGGGGAGAAUCAGCUGGUGCCCUUUCCGUUGGAAUGCACCUCACAGCUUAUGGUGGGAGAGAUGAUUGCCUAUUCAGAGGCGCUAUCAUGGAGAGUGGCAAUCCCGUCUUUUAUGGCAACCUCGGCAGUUGGAAUAGGACCUCCUUUACCACCGCUGUCAAUUCCUUGGGAUGUAGCUCGGCAUCUGACAAGCUGCAAUGUCUGCGCCAGAUCCCAUUUGCGACACUGAAUGCUUGGAUCAAUACCACGCAGUCAUUCCUCGGUUGGCAGCCUCUCGUCGACGGCGACUUUAUCCAGGGCUAUACAAGUCUGCAGCUCAAGCGAGGACAAUUCGUCCACGUGCCUAUUAUAUCAGGGGCGAACUCAGAUGAAGGUACCGCUUUUGGACCAAUCGGAAUUAACUCUACCCAAGACUUCCUCAACAGACUUGAAUCAACUUUGCCUGCGCCAUACGCUUCUGCCGUUCUCUCUGCCUAUCCUGCAACUAUAACUUAUGGGGCUGUUCCCACAGGCCUCCCUCCUUCUGAUGUCUUUCCUGAGCCCCUUGGAUCAAGCUACCGCCGCAGUGCAGCCUACUAUGGAGAUGCUACUAUGAUCGCUCAUCGCCGACUCACUUGUCAGACUUGGGCUAGCAACAAUGUCGAUGCUUACUGUUACCGUUUUAACACAAUUCCGAAUGGAGUGACGUCAUUUACUGGGGCCACGCACUUCCAAGAGGUAGCCUUUGUAUUCAACAACAAGGCUGGGUUAGGAUAUCCGCCGGUGUCAGUUGACCCCUUCAGCGGAGAACCCCAGAGUUACUUGGACCUUAGUGACAAAAUGAGCACGGCCUGGGUAAGCUUCGUGCAUGGUGGCAACCCUGGAAGCUUUUGGCCCAGGUACUCGCCUGGGGUUGGGCAAAAUUAUGUUUUCGACGCAAAUGCUACAGAGUUGGGGUAUCUAGAGCCGGAUUUGUGGAGAAGACAAGGUAUAUCGCUGAUCAAUAAGUUCAACGCUGUGGUCUAUUUGAGAUAACUGUCAUUCAGUGUCGGAGGUGUUUUGCUUUGAACUUCUUUGUGUGUUG